AUGGCAGCCAGACCAACAACCAUCAACGUCUCUCUCCCCUCGAUCGCAAAAAUGAUAGACCACUUGCUCCUGGACCCAAUAAUGACAGACGAUGAGGUAUUAGCCGGUCUAGAGAUAUGCAAGAAAUACAACGUCGCAACUACAUGCGUAAAGCCAUACCACAUUCUCUACGCAAAGAAACAUCUGGCUGGAACAGGCGUCCUUGUAUGUCCGGCGAUCGGCUUCCCGCAUGGGGGUUCGACGACGGAGGUCAAGUUGUUCGAAACGAAGAGGGCGGUGUAUGAGGGUGGGAAGGAAGUUGAUUUUGUGAUUAACAUUGGGCGAGCGCGUUCAGGCAAAUGGGAAUUCGUCAAACACGAAAUUUUUCGAGUGAACGAGGCGGUGGUAGAAGGUGGCGCUAUUCUGAAAGUCAUUUUUGAGAAUGAGUAUCUUACGGAAGACGAGGUUAUCAAGCUCUGCCAGAUUUGCACUGAAGUUGACGUUGCUUACGUCGAGACUUCAACGGGCUAUGAUUUCACGAAACUCCCUUCUGGAGAUUAUGAAUGUAAGGGAGCGACGAUUUCGCACUUGGAGUUGAUGAGGAAACAUGUUGGGCCGGAUGUGAAGAUCAAGGCUACGGGCGGUGUGAGAACGCUGGAUGAUUUGCUGAGGAUGAGAGCGUUGGGUGUUAGCAGAGUAGGCACGACGAGCACGGGAGGGAUUUUGGAAGAGGCGAUUAAAAGGGGAAUUGGAAUGGAGAGCAGAAGUGUUGAAAUUAAUUGGGAAGGGGUUUAA
Molecule: messenger RNA, 774 nt
Organism: Lachnellula hyalina
Lineage: Eukaryota; Fungi; Ascomycota; Leotiomycetes; Helotiales; Lachnaceae
Product: Deoxyribose-phosphate aldolase
Exons: 4
Coding region: 1-774 (257 amino acids)
Biological process (GO): carbohydrate catabolic process; deoxyribonucleotide catabolic process
Cellular component (GO): cytoplasm
Molecular function (GO): deoxyribose-phosphate aldolase activity
Source: RefSeq, a predicted model, not a curated record